Molecule: messenger RNA, 1779 nt
Organism: Eurytemora carolleeae
Lineage: Eukaryota; Metazoa; Arthropoda; Copepoda; Calanoida; Temoridae
Exons: 19
Coding region: 16-1764 (582 amino acids)
Cellular component (GO): membrane
Molecular function (GO): ligand-gated monoatomic ion channel activity
Source: RefSeq, a predicted model, not a curated record
UCAUAUUUUCAGGAUAUGGCUUUUAAAAAGGUUGUAUUCCUUUUCUUCCUGUCCUUUUUCACAGUUUCUGAGGCAAUAGCAAGUCAGUAUGAGAUUCUUUGGAAGACUUUAAACUCUGUCAAAGACACUGAUUUGACAUGCUUGCUAGUUGUUAUUGGUCUGGCCAACGAACUGAAAAUACCAACCAGUGAGAAGAAUGUGACAGUAUUGCAGCUAUCAGGAACUUCAGAGCUUGAACCUUACACAAACCUCAUAAAUCAGUCAGGAUGUGUUAGGUUUAUUGUUGAUUCUAAUGCUAAUAUCCACCUAGUGGAGGAACUCUGCAAUAAACCAACUUCUUGUCUUACAAUCUUCCUUGCAGAUCAAACAACACAGAAAAUCUCCCUUUAUGCUAAUGUAGAUCCGCAGUUGGUGCGUGUGCUGGUUAUUCCAAAAAACCCUGAAUCAAAGAAUUAUGCUAUCAAACUGGUUUGUCCUUACUGCAGGAAAAAGGUUAUAAUUGCAAACCUUUGGAAGAAAUCUGGAAAGCUGUUAUAUGAGAAAUCAAAUAUUAAAUGUUGCUUUUACCUGUCAGACCGUGGAGUAUUUAGAGUACAAACCUUUGUGACUCAAACAGAAGUCAAUGAUCCCUCAAAUCAGCUAAGAGAUGAGAUUAUCAAUGGAAAAUUGGUUGUAAACGCAAAAUCAGGUGCAAACCUGAGAUUCUGGUAUCUCAUGUCAACUUUGUAUCAUUUUGACAUUGAAAUUAUUGAUGCUCCAAAUACUUUGGAGUGGAAAAGUAAUCUGUUAGCCAAGAAGUUUGAUCUGAUCCCAUUCUCAAUGACCUCCUUAUUGGCUGUAGAUGGUGCUUAUGAUAAUGUGUUUAUCGGUAGAAUGGGUGCCUAUACUGAUAGACCUAUCAUGCUAAUGUGCCCAGUACCAGAGAUCAAACCAAAAUAUUUUAACAUUAUAAAACCAUUUUCAUUUGACUUAUGGAUAGGACUGAUUGUAGCACUUAUUGGGAGCUCUCUUGUAUUUCAUCUGUUUCAAGUUCACAGCAAGGAAGAAUCUUUACUGGACCUGCAAAAUUCCAUUUUUCAUAUUUACGGAAUGGUUUUUAAUAAUUAUGGGAAAAUUAAAGGUCCUGGAAAAUAUUUUAUUGGAGCAGGAUGGGCAGUGUUUGUCAUGUUCUUCAUAUUCUUCUUUAAUAGCAAACUCAGUGCUUACUUAAUCAGUUCAGACUAUAAUGAUCCAAUAGAGAGCUUGGAAGAUCUCGUUUAUAAAUCCAACUUAAUCCUUACAAUUGCAUCAGACCGGCAAUGGGCCCUAGAAAAUGAGAAAUACUACCGUACUCUAGAAGAGCUUGGUCGAUUGAAUGAUGUUGGAGGAGCUAAUGAUUUCAAAUAUGCAAAUAAAACUCAUUGUGCUGCUCACAUCAUUGCUACUUCAGAGGAUGGUAUUUCUAGAAAUCGGGUGGAUUAUGGGGAACCAAUUGUAAGAAUAGGAAAAGUUCCCUACAUAUAUGAUGAAGGGAUUUCUUUUGCAUGUAGAAAAAAAAAUAACUUCUGUGAAGAGCUUGAGAAUAAAUUUAUCUUGGCUGUAGAGUUAGGAAUAUUCAAGAAAAUAGAAUCACAGUUCAUCAGGAUUUCUAAAGCGCAGAAGAUUCAAACGCCAGCCAACUCCCUGGCCCUGGAACACUUCCUCCUUCCCUCCAUUAUUCUACUUGGAGGAAUAUUAAUUUCAUUCCUUGUGUUUAUUCUAGAACUCGCCAAACAAUCAAAAUAAAAGAUUUAAUGUUUA